GCGUCGCCGCGGUGGGUGAGCUGGCGCGCUCUCCUUCCUCCCGAACUCCGUCCCCCUCCGGGUUACGCAGACUCUCCCUUUUAGCGGAAAACGAAUUCCUCUCGCCGGCCAGACGCAGACGCAGUGCUGGACCCGCAGCCGUAAGACAAAGAGUGACGUCCAGAACCGGAAUCAUGGAGGCGACCCAUCAGGGCUUGGCGGCCACGGGGAGCUCCGCGCCGCCGCGGGAGAAAGAGGAAGAGGCCGGCCCGAGCUCAGGCCCGGAGCGUAACUCUGCGGGCUCCUCGUCGACUCCUGAGAUUCCACCGCCUGAACCCUCCAACGCCAACGCUGUCCCCGAAGCGAUCCCUCCGCCCGCGCCGCUUGCUGAUGCCGUUCCGCGCACCUCCCCAGGCCCUGGCGGCUCCCGACCCGGCCCGGAGACGUUCCGCCAGCGUUUCCGACAGUUCCGCUACCGAGACGCAGCAGGCCCGCGAGAGGCGUUUCGGCAGCUGCGGGAGCUCUCUCGUCAGUGGCUGCGACCCGACAUCCGCACGAAGGAGCAGAUUGUGGAGAUGCUGGUGCAAGAGCAGCUGCUCGCCAUUUUGCCCGAGGCGGCGCGGGCCAGGCGGCUUCACCGCCGCACCGACGUUCGCAUCACCGGCUGAGCGGCUGGCGGCCUGGUCCGGGCGCGCUCUGGACUGGAGCCGUGAUCGGGUCCUGGGGCCUGAGCCUCGCUCCCCACUCCACGUUAAUGAAAACGAGCUUUGGCAGCUCUUGUAGUCUGAUGUAGCCCUUUCGUUCGUCCUUUACUGGGUUUAUUUUCCCGAGCGUAUUUCCAACCUUCUUUCUUGUUAGGGGGAGCCCAUGAGAAUAAAGCCUUUGUUUCCUAUUCA
Messenger RNA from Eptesicus fuscus (big brown bat), 875 nucleotides. It is a transcript of the gene SCAND1, whose product is annotated as SCAN domain containing 1. Lineage: Eukaryota; Metazoa; Chordata; Mammalia; Chiroptera; Vespertilionidae. The record is from RefSeq and is a predicted model, not a curated record. The transcript has a single exon. Bases 174 to 647 code for a protein of 157 amino acids.